Messenger RNA from Vollenhovia emeryi, 1196 nucleotides. RefSeq lists its product as uncharacterized. The transcript is spliced from 4 exons. Gene Ontology annotation, molecular function: sequence-specific DNA binding. The record is from RefSeq and is a predicted model, not a curated record. NCBI's taxonomy places the organism in Eukaryota, Metazoa, Arthropoda, Insecta, Hymenoptera, Formicidae. Bases 46 to 723 code for a protein of 225 amino acids.
UUAUCCAUUGAUCUCAACUCUUGUCGAAAAAUAUCUCUACGCAAAAUGGUUACGAAUUGUUGCGUUUGCGGAGUGGAAAAGGGAUCUUCGAGGGACCUCGACUACUCGUUUCACAGGUUUCCGACGAACGAGGAUUUGAAGUUGAAGUGGUGCGAGGCUAUACGGAAGAGCAUGUAUCGUUCCGCGCAAGUGUGCAGCAAGCACUUUAAGGCGGAGGAUUAUAAAAACUGCGACAAUGUCUAUUUAAUAAGGAAAAGAUUAAAGCCCUCCGCGGUUCCCAGUGUACAUAUUACACCGCGGGCGAAAUUAGAGCCCGUUAAGAGUUUCACGUCCGACACUGAAGAUAUUUCAACGGAGAAUAAGAAUAACGAACGGUUGCAAGUUGAUGUAUCAAGUACAUCGGCAAGUAUCGAUGAUCCGAUGAGUAAAAGAACUCUCGAUGCUAAAGCAACGGUAUGCUCUACUGCUAAGCAAGCAGAGGGGAGGAAAAUUAAAAAUUGCACCUUGAAAUCGCUAAACAAGCAACGAUAUCAAAACAAUAUCUUAGGAAUCGUGAGAAAAGAGGAUUUCAUAAACGAAAAUGCAUGGUUAAGAUUUCAAAAAUAUAUCGAUGCGAUUAACAAACGACAUAAGUUUAUGUUGUGCAAGAAUAAGAAACUUGAGCAUGAAAUAUGCUUUUUUAAGGAGCUUUUGAAGCUACAAUUGUCUAACGUAGAAGUAUAGAAGCGAGUUAAGAGGAUAAUAUUUUUGCAAGUUUCUUAGAAAUUAAUGGCGAAUCCAGUGCACACUGGUGCAAACAACCGAAUUCGCGAUUAACAUCAGAUUAAUUGACUAAGGCCAAUAUUCAUAGUCAAAUCUUAUGUUCAAGAUCGUCUUAACAUCAUCUUUAGACACUCCGUAGUCAAUAAAAAAUGUUCCAUUCAGCAUCUUGGAUAAAUUCACGAUGGUCUUGAAUAUAAGAUCUGCCUAAGAAUACCGGACUAAAACGUAAAGUGUGAAAUAAAAAGCUGUUCAUAAUCCUUGAGGCUCAAGCUCAUGAGAAAUACUUGAGUAAUUUAUGCACCAGUUGUGCAUACAGAUGGUGUGCAAUAUGAUGAUAGAGCACGCGUAAAUACUAAUUUAUGCUGAUGUUAUAGCAACACGAAUUUUGUAUCUAACGAAAAAAUAUAGAUUUUAAUUUAUUAAUAGUUGAAAAA